Molecule: messenger RNA, 3313 nt
Organism: Tuber melanosporum (Perigord truffle)
Lineage: Eukaryota; Fungi; Ascomycota; Pezizomycetes; Pezizales; Tuberaceae
Exons: 4
Coding region: 156-2654 (832 amino acids)
Cellular component (GO): mitochondrion
Molecular function (GO): nucleic acid binding; ATP binding
Source: RefSeq, a predicted model, not a curated record
CGUCAACCUCAUCCAACACUGGAGGAAGAUUUCCUCCCCUCCCACUUUAUCCCUCCCCACUCCCCUUCAAACAAGGAAUCAAUUGCUAUUCCUCUCCCUCCUCUUCGUUCCCUUUCUUAUAGAAAGGCAAAAUAUCCUUUCCCCUCGAUCCAAUUAUGUUUUCUUCCACCCUCCGCCAUCAUUCUUCCUCAAUUGCACGCAUUUCUUUCAUCUCCAUUCGCUCUCUUACUUCAUAUACUCCUACACGCACGAUUGUACGCAAUUCUCUAAAAAAUCCUCCCGCCGCCUCUUCGCAACAUAGAUUUUUCUCGGUCUCGCCCUUUUUGAAAAACGAUACCGAGGCGGAGCAGGAAUUCGUUGAGGAAUCGGCAGCAGAUCCUGAUCCCCCUGCAGGGGAAUAUAUCCAUCACACAGGCGAUCCUGGAGUAACCCAUCAUUACAGAAAAGAUGAGCCAAUCACUCGUUUUCAACAGCUGGCUGAUAGAGGUUUGGUUGACCCAGUCAUUAUCGACAAGAUAGUAAAAGGAAAGGGAUAUGAGGAAAUGACAAAAGUUCAGAGGAAGACUAUUCUGGAGACUUUGGGAGGAGAUGAUGUGUUCGGUCAAGCCAAGACUGGUACAGGAAAGACUUUUGCCUUCCUUUUACCGGUUAUACAACGCAUAAUAUCCACCACUAUCCCUCUUAAGCCUCGCAUGAGGAUCGACUUUAGGACUAGGAACGGAGAGACGAAUGCGGAUGUUCGUGCGAUAAUUAUAUCUCCUACACGUGAGUUGGCGCAGCAAAUUAAGGUCGAUGCCCAGUUCCUUACUCAGAAUACUGAAAUCGUUACCCAACUUGCCGUUGGUGGUUCUGGGAAGAGGGAGAGUCUCGCAAAUAUUAGAAGCGUGGGGUGCCAUAUUUUGGUUGCUACUCCCGGUAGAUUGCAUGACCUUCUGUCCGACCCGCUAGCCGGGAUUAGCACAAAAAAUCUCGAGAUACUAGUGCUGGACGAGGCGGACCACUUACUUGACCAGGGGUUCGCCGAAGCAAUUGAUGAUAUUAUCAAACUCCUACCUAAUAGAGACGCGCCCGUUGGAAAUACCGGGAAAUUUAGGCAAACACUCUUGUUUUCUGCUACGAUCCCAGACAAGGUCCAGAAGAUGGCGAGGAAAACCAUGCGCCACGGGCACAAAUUCUUACAGAUGCUCCUAAAACGCGAAAUCGAGAUUGUCGACAACUCUGUAGGAACCGAAAAACCCCUUCAGCCAUUCAAAGCUAUCAUCUUCUUUACGGCUGUUCGCCCAACAUUUGAGAUGCACUCCCGUCUCUCUCAAUACCAGCGAACAAGAACCGCCGAAAGUUUCCGCAGGGCUAGGUCCGGAAUCCUUCUUUCAUCUGACAUUACGGCGCGCGGGAUGGAUUUCCCUGGUGUAACACACGUCAUCCAGAUGGGCGCCCCCAAAAAUGAGGAAACCUACAUUCAUAGAAUUGGCCGUACUGCUCGAGGGGAUAGAUCUGGCGUAGGUUAUCUCUUCCUCUCGGGGAUGGAAUAUCCAGAUGCUAUGAGUGAACUUCGAAAGCUUCCAUUGAAACUCAACAAUUCACUUGUCACCGCUGGGAUCGACUUGGGAGUAGAGCAAGAACUCCCAAAACACGCAGCUGAGAUAUUGAUGUCUGUUACGGAAGCCAACAAAAAAAUUGACCCGUACACGAUGAAGGAUACUUACAUGUCACUUAUCGGCUGCUAUGGCGGUAUCAAAAAACCUGUUUUGGCCGAAUCUCUGAAUCGCCUCGCCACCCUUGGAUGGGGGCUGCCGUCACCUCCGGAAGUUUCUCGGGUACUUGCGUCGAAGCUGGGCAUAGGUUCCCAUCACGGGUUCCAUGUCUCAACCUCAACUCGCGGCGAGGCUGAUAGCGAGGAGUCUGACCGACCUAGUCGUGGUGGAGGGGGCGGAAGAGGUGGAAGAGGCGGUUUUAGUGGAAGGGGGGGUCGGGGUGGGUUCAGUGAUCGCCCGUCUUACCGCUCCAGCGGUGGUGAAGAAGGGGGUGGCUAUGAGCGCAAGCCAUUCAGACCGAGGGACGAUAACAAUGGGAGUGGCUAUGAACGUAAGCCUUUCCGGCCGCAAGAAAAUGGAGACGGCGAAGGCGACGGCGGCUAUGAGCGCAAGCCAUUCAGACCGAGGGACGAUAACAAUGGGAGUGGCUAUGAACGUAAGCCUUUCCGGCCGCAAGAAAAUGGAGACGGCGAGGGCGACGGGGGCUAUGAGCGCAAGCCAUUUAGGCCAAGGGACAGCAACAACGGGAGUAAUUAUGAACGCAAGCCCUUCCACUCCAGAGACGAUUCCUCUGGCGGUUAUGAGCGCAAACCCUUCCGUCCUAGGAACGACGACGACGAUGAAGGUGGUAGUGGUAACUACGAGCGCAGGCCCUACCGUUCCAGAAGCGAUGAUGAUGAUGGCGAGGGCGGUGGCGGUGGCGGCGGCUACGGGCGCGGGUCCUUCGCCCCCAGAGGUUCCCGUGGCCGGGGACGUGGUCGUGGCGGUUUUGGCGGAAGGUCCAGUCGGGGUUCAGGCGGCGAGCGCGGUCACGGUGGGUACCAGCGCGCGCGCAAUUCUGGUCCCGGAAUGUGGGAGCGCGGGAAUCGCGGUCGUAGCAGUAGAGGAGGGCGAUAUUGAGCUUGUAGUAUAGAUACAACCCCGUUGUGUUCGAAUUACCAGGGUGGAGUCCGGAGGAUGUGUUUCUCAUCAUCUUAUGAUUAAUGGUGAUCGACUAUCUUUCUAUUCGCUUGUUCGGUUUUCAUCUAUCCGUAUUUGUGGGGAAAAAAAAUUAUUUUGGUCCAGUUCUCUUUCAUGUAUUUUUGCAUUCCUCCUCUUUUCUGUUAUUCCUUUUUCCAUUCAUUGUACUCUUUUUUCUCCCCUGUCUGCGCUAGGUCUUCGCGGGGCUUAGUAUACGGAACGGAACUCUACUCAUGUCGUUGUAUUAUAGAAAUGGAAGAUACGGAGGGGGGGAGGCUGGGAGGGGUGGAAAUGUGUUCGUUAGGUUUCUUCCUUUCCUCGACAAAAAGCCGGCAAAAUUGGCAUUUGCGUUUGACUGUCUGCGCUUUCUUUUUUUCUUUUUUCUCUCUUUUCCUUUUUAUGUGAAAUUGAAAUGGAAUGGUAUUUUUUGCGGUAUGAUGGGUGUGUUCGUUGUGAUUGGUUGUGGGUAGGAGGGGAAUUGUGGAGGAGCAGUCACAGGGUAUCACUCGUGAAAAUUUGUGGAAGAGGUUCAUGGUGUUAAUCGUAGCGACGGCAGUUUAAACAUUAACCAAAAAGAACAAGAACACCGUGCUCCUCGC